This is a messenger RNA of Durusdinium trenchii, 1120 nucleotides long. The record is from the annotation of a GenBank genome assembly. Lineage: Eukaryota; Dinophyceae; Suessiales; Symbiodiniaceae.
CCCUGAUCAACGCACAGAUCAAUGCACAUUUCUCAUGCCGGCCAACCAUGAUGAACCAUGUGGAUGAUGCCGACAUCGGGACACCAGAAACCGAAGGCGACUGGAGGUCUGCCCUCAAUGCGCUCACCCGGCGCGCGCGGAGCGUCUUGCUCCCCGGCGACUCGGAGAGCCUGACGGUGCCACUGGCGUCGAGACCCUCGGACAGUGCACAAACGGAUGUGGAGAUGCAUGACCGAUUGGGAGCUUGGGCGAGGCACGCGCAGCAAAACCUUUCGCAGGGCUUGCAACAUGCGAGAACUAUCGAUUGGACGCAGCAGGUACAAGGGGUUCGUGAGUCUGUGAGUACCAGCUUCCAAAAGGUGAGUGACACAGCCAGUGCGGCGGGUAGCUCCCUGUCGGAGCAGGUCUCACAGGUGAUGGUUUCUGGUCGUCGCCUCCAGGGCGUGGAGAGGGCCAAGUCUGUGGAUUGGUCUGCCAGGGCAGAGGCAGUGAAGUCCACUGCGUCACGAAGCUUUCAAAGUGUGGCCUCCACCGCCUCCUCAUCAGCACAGUCUUUGCAGGAGCGGCUGGGGGACAACCAGAUGCUUCAGAAUGCCCGAGAAGGCGCAGUUUCCGCGCUCUCAGUGGCCAGUGAUCGCGUGUCCGGAGCCGCUUCCCUGGCGAUGGAUCCAUGUCGACUUUGGCGCUUCAUUGCCCUUUUCACGGGUGGUUUGGUCUUGGUGUUGUUCUCUUUGAACUUCCUACCGACCUUGCUGAUUGCUCCGGCCACCUUCUCAUUGCUUUUCACCUGCGGAUCGAUGGUGAUGCUCAGUGCGUUCAUCUAUUUGAGUGGAGUUCGAGCCUUUCUGGAACAGAUUUCGCAGCGAAGAAAGCUGCCCUUCACCUUGGCCUAUCUACUCGGGCUUGUUGGAACGCUCUGGGCGACGUUUAUCCGAAGGAGCUACAUCUUCACCGCCAUUUUUGCGGUGAUACAGCUUGUAUCCCUUUUGUACUACAUGUGCUCUCACUUCCCUGGUGGUACAUCCACGCUCAACAUGCUGGGCCGCAUGGGGGGCCGAUCAGCACGCUCGAUCAUCUUGGGCUGAUGCCGCAGCCGCAAAAACCCGAGUACGGCGUUGAA